AUGACUACCUCCCCUCAAGAAAUACCACAGCCGACCCAAAGCCUUGUGAUAACUGGACGCGUCUGCGACACAAAGUACGUCUUUACCCCGUCUAAUGGCACCGACGUCCGCUAUUAUAUUCUAGCGCCUCCCAAAUACAAGAACAGACGCCAUGCCGACGGUUGGUCUGCUAUUGUCCACGCCGGUGACAACCCAAAAUACCAUUCACUGGCUGAGUCACCGCUAGUUGGAAGAUGCAAGAGAUCGAUGUUUUGGAGGAAGUAUUUUAUUGAAUAUGGUGGAUCUGUGCAGAAGGAUGUUAAGAAAGAUGAAAAGGCAAUUAAAGAGACGAAACUUAAGUGGGAGAAUAGAUUCAGGAAAUGGUUCUGCAUGAGUCCCAAAGAUCUUGUGUGGUCGGAAGAAGAAGAAGCUGCGAUCUCAGACGAAGAAAAGGGUGUUGUUACGGAGGCUACAAAGAUGUUGGAGUUGGAACAUACGGGGCAUAGGAGAUAUGAAUUUGUAGUGGAUGGAAGGACAUACAGGUGGUCAGGGACGAAGAUGCAUGCUGGGAGAUUCAUCAACAAGCUGGGCUUGAAAGGGUUCGCCUUUCAUGUUAAGCUGGUGCGGAUGGAGGAUCAUAAACUCAUCGCUUCGUUUAAAAAAUGCUACCUGGGAAAGAACGGUAGAUUCGGGGAAUUGAACUUUUACGGCAGCGAGCCUGAAACUGGUUUGGAGGAAGUGCUGAUCGUACAGACUGCCUUCUGUGUGACUAGGGCAGAAAAGGAGAAGAGAGACAAGGUACGCGACAUCUUAGAAGAGAUAGGCGAAAACGCUGGGGGUUGA
Morchella importuna is the source of this 822-nucleotide messenger RNA. RefSeq lists its product as uncharacterized. The transcript is spliced from 2 exons. Lineage: Eukaryota; Fungi; Ascomycota; Pezizomycetes; Pezizales; Morchellaceae. The coding region runs from base 1 to 822 and encodes 273 amino acids. The record is from RefSeq and is a predicted model, not a curated record.